Messenger RNA from Homarus americanus (American lobster), 3763 nucleotides. RefSeq lists its product as uncharacterized. Lineage: Eukaryota; Metazoa; Arthropoda; Malacostraca; Decapoda; Nephropidae. The coding region runs from base 778 to 2742 and encodes 654 amino acids. The transcript has 13 exons. The record is from RefSeq and is a predicted model, not a curated record.
GUUGUGGCCGCCAGUGACCCUCAAAGACUCAGCCUGGCCGGACGUACUCCCGGCCACUCUCUCUCGUCAGUGGCAUUAUAAGUGGGACACUCUAGCCUCACCCUGUAGUGUGUCACAGCCAAACUCCCAGACACCCACGCUCGGAUAAGUGUGCACAGCCUAUUGGAAACUGACUCACCAGUUGCAGUGACUGAGUGACUCACUAGCUGCGGUGAUUGACUCACCAGCUGACUUAACACCUGUAAGGAUUGAGUGACUACUCAAAGAACUGACUCAUUACUUGUAGGGAUUGAGUGACUCAACUCAAAGAACUAACUCACCAGAGACCAAGUGAAUCAAAACCAGAAUCUGUCUCAAGGGCAAAGUGAAUCUAUUUAAGGAAAGUCACACGUUACAUUUGUAAACAUUGAAGAAGAAAAAACCGGAUCUUGUUAAGUCGAGAUUAAAAACGACGACAAAAAACCCGCACGAGUCUCCGAAGAACGUCGACAAAAACACAGAAAAAUAGUCCAAAAAAGACCAAAGCAAAAACGACUACCAGAGACUUCAAACGACCGCAGAGAAGGUCACAAGAAAGACCGCAAUCAGAGACCGUAAGGGAACGGUUAAAGCGGGCAGUUAAGGUAUCAAAAGACCGCAAAUAAAAUGACUUAAAUAGACAGUGAAGGACCGCAACAAAAGACUUCAAAAGACCUCUUAAGUCCGCAAAAGAAGACCACAUCAAGGGUCUCAAAACAAACAACAAAAGACCCCAAUAAGACCACUGAGACCGUAACCAUGGUCUACUUACCACCCGGACACGGAGGUUACAUACCCUUCGUGGAGCUGCCCUGUGAGAGAUACCUGGGAGAGACACUACAGUGGAUCCUAACUCUCGCUCUCUCGCCUCUCACCUGUCCUCUAGUCCCCUGGCUCUGUUGCCCCUUUGAGAUAGAGGACACCAGCAUCACCAUCUCCAAUCGACAGGAGUGUAACACCCCAGGGGCGGCCUACGGGUCCACGGCCUUCUGGACCAUGCAGGGCGUCUCCAUCAUUGGUCUGGUGUUCGCCAUGGCUAGCCUGGCGAACUGCGCCGCCGGGCUAGCAGGCAUACCGCUUGGUCUGCCUGGCGGAGUUCUUCCCCUGACGCUGGAGCUGCCUGACCUUCGCAUGGCACUGUCUGGCAUCGAGGUGGAUAAAGUCAAUGAAGAGGGCCAACUCAAUGUCAUCAAGAAGAGGGUCAUAGACAUCUUAAAGGAGAAAUAUAAACAGGAACUAGAGAAGAAGAGGCGAAUGGAUACGAUUUUGAUGAAGGAGGAGAUGGAAGAGAAUAAGAAGAAGGAAGAGGUUGAUAGUAGUAUUCUUCCCGAGUAUGAUAAUGCCACGCUGGGUCAGGAUUUGUCUCACAGUAGAAAGAAGAGAGAAGUUGUUCCAAACCUUCGUAUACCGACGCUGUUGGGGCAUGUACCAGGCCCGGAUGACCAGCGAGUAGAUCCUUGUGAAAGAGACGAGAUCUUGGCUGAGGACGGUGACUGUUAUGAGGUGUUGAGCCAAGGACCUUGUGAAGAUAAUGACAUUCUCCUGAUGGAUCCCUACACACGGAAGGGUUUCUGCGGGCCGCGACUGUGUGCACCUGACCGUGUGUUCGUCUUCAGUGACCAGCAGUGUCACGACCCCCGGGAGUAUGGCAUCUGUCCCCCUGGCCGCCAACUCUUCACCACCAGCUAUGGGACGCCUGUGUGUGGGUGUCCUGACGGUACCUACGAGGAGGACGAUGAUCUGGACGAUGACGUGUGUGAGCCCGUCCUUGGCCACAUCAGUAAUUGCCCCCCGGGACAGGUAUUCUGGUUCGAUGACUUCAGAAACCCACCUGUAUGUCGGCCGGAUCCUUGUAAGGGCCUGAAUCUGAAACGAGGCCCUGAAGACCUUCCUUACGUCCCAGCCCUGAAGGAUGGCAAGUGUUACCAAGUCGGGUCGAAGCCGGCCAUCUGCUCGUCGGACCAGUAUUACUCCCUCUCCCUGGAGCUACUGCGAGGCGUCUGUUCCUCCUUGGAAGACGCGGGCUACCUCGUGCUCGACUCUGACGCUGUCCAAGCCAUUGUCGAGAUGUUCGGCAGCCUUUUACCCAGGGAAGAUUCUUCCUCUUCCACCUCUUCUACAUCAUCUACCUCACCCUCCUCCGCCAAGCCCUACAAGAAGACCAAGACGAAGACUACUCCAGCAGGAACGUAUAUCUGGAAUAAUCCUAAGAUCGGGCAGUCUGUCGUGCCGCCUGUGGAGUACGAGGACGACGACGAAGAAUCGACAUCAGCCUAUAUUGGCGCGCCGGUGGUGGCCAACCAUCACCCGGCACAGAACGAGGUGGACGGUGUCUUGAUGUUCCCGACCCACAUGAGCGCCUUCUCUGCUCCUUUCGUCACCGUUAACGGUUCCAUCACCAUCCUUGGCUUCCUAGCAGGGUUGGUGCCCAUGUCGUCACCAAUGCACCAUCGUGAGCGCCGGUCUCCACUUCCGUUCGCCUCCCCUGGCAAUGUCUUCGAGCCCGGCCUCUCCGCCUGUCGUGCUGGUGCCAAGAGAGACGGAAACGCCAAGUGUCGCAGCACGAUUCUACCCAGCAGAUAUCCUCCCUCCCGACCCCGAAGAGCAGCACCCCCCGUCCCCCCAGCGACCACCUGUGCGUCGGGCUUCUGGGGUCUGAAGCGUUCGUGCACCUCCAGCGCUAGCAGCAUCGCCUCAUCCAUCAACGCCCUCGGACUCGGUUAGGAUGCCCUGGGAUCCUCCAAGGCAAUCCAGGACACCCGAGGACCCCCCAAUGACAAUCCAGGACACCCGAAGACCCUCCAAUGACAAUCCAGGACACCCCGGGAUCCUCCAAGGCAAUCCAGGACGACCCAACACCCUUUAGGAUAACCCAUGACAAUCCAGGACCCUUUAGGAUGACCUAGGACGCCCGGGACGUUGUAGGACACUAUAAAACAUUCCAGGACAAUCUAGGACACCUCCAGGAUGCUCCCAGGAAGUUGUAGGACACCACAGAACAUUCCUGGACACCUUCCGGAUGUCCCCAGGAUGUUUUAGGACACUUUAGGACAUUCCAGCACAAUCCAAGUCACCUUUAGGAUGCCCCCAGGAAGUUGUAGGACUCUCUUGUACAUCCUAAGACGCUCCAGGAUGUUUCAAGAUCCCCAAGGAUACCCCACAAUCCAUGUAAGACAUUCCAGGACCUUUCAAGAUCCUCCAGGAACUUAUAGGACCUCUCAGAAUAAUCCAAAAUAUGUCAGGGCGAUUCAGGAUCUUCAAAAAUUUUCCAUCAUUAUUUUUCUUGGGAGUUCCAGGACAUGGCCAGCUACUCUUGGCCACUUAGAAUUGGCCCGUUAGAUUUGGCCAACUAGACUUUAUUUGCUACAUUUGGUCCAUUACACUUGAGGGAACGUGUGAUAGAUAGAUAGAUAGAUAGAUAGCCUCACGAUAGAUGCAUGUAUAGACUCAUGAUAGAUGGAUAGAUUCAUGAUAGAUGGAUAGACACAUGAUAGAUAGAUAGGCUCACGAUAGAUGGAUUAACACAUGAAAGAUAGAUGGAUACUCAUGAUAGAUGGAUAGAUUCACCAUGGAUAGAUUCAUGAAAGAUGGAUAGAUACAGGAAAUAUAAAUGGAUAGACUCACUAUAGAUAGAUGAAUAAGCACAUACUAGAUACAUGGAUAGACUUACGAUAGAUGGAUAGAUACAUGAUAGAUAGAUGAAUACUCACGGUAGAUAGAUUGAUAGACUCACGAUAGAUAAAUA